Molecule: messenger RNA, 210 nt
Organism: Botrytis fragariae
Lineage: Eukaryota; Fungi; Ascomycota; Leotiomycetes; Helotiales; Sclerotiniaceae
Product: putative ketoreductase protein
Exons: 2
Coding region: 1-210 (69 amino acids)
Source: RefSeq, a predicted model, not a curated record
AUGAACCACACACUCGCAUGUUCUAAUUGGUCCAUUCGGUGUGCCAUUCUUAAUUCAGCUAUAGAAUUCACAGCUAAUAUCUUGGGAGAUGCUCAGAAGAAUGUCCCUCAAUAUAAGCAGGUCAUCGUUACCUCAUCCUUUACCUCGAUUAGAGAUCUGGAAAAAGGGCUUAGAACAGGCUACAUAUACAGCGAGAAGUAUUGGAGUUGA